Molecule: messenger RNA, 1149 nt
Organism: Aspergillus calidoustus
Lineage: Eukaryota; Fungi; Ascomycota; Eurotiomycetes; Eurotiales; Aspergillaceae
Source: the annotation of a GenBank genome assembly
AUGUCCAUCAGAAGACUAAUGUGUGGCCUUGCCGUCCCUCUAUUGCUCGCUGUAUCGACAGCGGCCGCCUUGCCGGAAUCUGCACAUUUUCAGGUGGUUCAGAAGGCGAACCUGAUCUUCACCAGAGACCCUGCUGCUAUUCACUUUUCCGACCUGGCCAGAUUCAAUGUCACCCUCAACUCCACCUAUGCCGCAGCAGCUAAAAGCGAAUACGUGUGUCCCGUCACGAUUGGAGGGCAGACUGUUCUCCUCGACUUUGACAGCGGCUCGUCUGAUCUCUGGGUCAUCUCAACUCUGACGGGUAUCGAGGCCGUAGCCCACAAGGUGUAUGACCCUAAGUCAAGCACGUCCUCUAAAUUGCUCCCUGGCGCUACGUGGGACAUCACAUACGCCGACGGCAGUGGGUCCGGUAGCGUGGUCUACAAGGACCAUGUUGCAAUCGGGACCAGCUUAUCUAUCGACCAGGCCGUGGAGGUCGCGCUAUAUGUCUCGCCUGAAUUUGCCACCAACCCUUUCAGCAGCGGUUUGCUGGGUCUCGCCUUCAGCACCCUCAACACUGUGUCACCGGUCCCCCAACUGAGCUACUUUGAAAAUGUUCUGCCCACUGUCCAGAAACCCUUGUUUACCGCAGACCUCAAGCACGGGCGUCCAGGAACCUACAACUUCGGUUACAUUGACCACACGGCCUACAGCGGGGCCAUUGCAUGGACGCCCGUCACAAAGCCCUACGGAUACUAUGCCUACUGGCAGCUAGACGUCACCGGGUUCCAAGUUGGACCUGGGCCUUACCACGAGUAUAUUAUCAAUGGAAUUGCAGAUACUGGGACCACUCUCCUCUACCUCCUGCCCCUUAUCACCGAGGCCUACUACUCCAAGGUGAUUGGGGCAUUCUUCGACCCCAGCUACGCUGCAUGGCUCUUCCCUUGCACAUCGCCCCUCCCGGACUUUGUCUUCGGCAUCAAGGGUUACCGUGGCGUGAUCCCUGGCGAAUACAUGAUCUUCGAGCCUCUUGGUGACGACCUGUGCUACGGAGGAAUCCAGGUCAAUACUGGCCUGCCUUUCUCUAUCUUCGGGGAUAUCUUGCUCAAGGCCCAGUUUGUCGUCUUCGACCACCAGGGUCCGGGACUCGGAUUUGCGAACAAGCUGUGA